Talpa occidentalis (Iberian mole) is the source of this 3046-nucleotide messenger RNA. RefSeq names its product ADP ribosylation factor GTPase activating protein 1 (gene ARFGAP1). The transcript has 11 exons. NCBI's taxonomy places the organism in Eukaryota, Metazoa, Chordata, Mammalia, Eulipotyphla, Talpidae. Gene Ontology annotation, biological process: regulation of endocytosis; regulation of ARF protein signal transduction. Gene Ontology annotation, molecular function: GTPase activator activity. The record is from RefSeq and is a predicted model, not a curated record. Gene Ontology annotation, cellular component: Golgi membrane. The coding region runs from base 1364 to 2536 and encodes 390 amino acids.
GGGCGCGCCUCUGCUGCAGACCUUGCCCUGGCGGCCUGGUGUGCCAGGCGGGCGCUCAUGCCAAGGGCACCCUGGCAGUACUGUUCCUGACCUAGGGGAGCUGCUCCGGGCGGGGCGCCCUGGGUGGUCUGGGGCUGCUGCUCCUCACCAUGCCUGCCCGGAAGCCUCCCUGCUGGCCGCCUCCACCCACGGGAGGGCUGCGCUGAUCCUCUGGGUUUGGGUGUUUAGCUCGGAGCUCUUGCGGCCUUUCUCAGCGUGACUGCUGCCUGUGGCUGCGAGGGUGGAGGAUGGGGGUGCCUGUUCCUGGGUGUGGUGCUUGGUGCUACAGAAUGGGGGGAGGCCCAUCCCUGAGGCCCGUCCCUACAAGGGCGCCCACCAGCACCAAGCUGACCGGUUUGGCUGUCACUUCUUCUGGAGGCACCGCUGACCUCCCCACAGCUUCUCUGACAGAGGUUUUGGGCAGGUAACCCAGUCCGCUGGGUGUGGCCUGCGCCCUGUGCACUGUUGACGGGGCCUGAGCCUCAGCGGGCACCCUGGGUCCUGGGAAGCCAGCACGGGGCCCUCUGAGCAGGCCGCAUCUGGCUGUGUGCAGAGGACUCUGAGCGCACACUCACAGGACGCCUUUGGGAGUGGGGCAUGGUGGGCGGGCUUGCUCUUGCUUUUGUGGUCAAAGGCCCACGUCUUGGGCACUGCCUGGGGGUUGCUGGCCUGAGACUCGGGAGGCACAGCCUGUCUGCCGGCCUGAGAGGCAGGAGAAACAGGGCUGUCUUCCAGGCCCUAAGCUGCUUCCACCGCACCAUUGAAAGCAGAGCCUGCCAGCCCCUUGCUGCUGGGGGAGGCAUGUGUGGCCAUGUGACCUAGAGGGGCCUGCCCUCGGCAAGGGUGGCCCAAGUCCUGGCGCUGCCGAUGGGCCACGUCCAGGGUCCUACUUGGCACCCAGCACCGCCUCCAGCUUGAGUUUUGGUUUUAUCCACCUUGCCACAUACACCCGCAGACCGUCCCCCUGCCCCCCCCACCACCCUGCCGCAACGGCCCCAUGAGGCCUUGCCUGGGGCCCUUCCUCAGGGCCUGCUGAGACUUGGGGUUCAGAGAACACGGGGCUUCCCGUCUCCAGAGCAUCCCAGCCCAAAUGCUGCGUCCUUCAGGUGGGAGGUGAGAAUUAGGCCAAGUAACCGCCCCGCCUGCUCCACACGCAGAGGGGCUCAUUCUGAGCCUGUUGCGCCUGGCUGCUCUUGGCUCUGCGGGGGUGGCAGCAGCAUCCCCUGCGCAGCUCGCCGGGCCAGGUCGUGUUGUGGCGCUGGCCGCUGGUCUCCUCGGGAGAGCCGGCCAGCGCUCCUAGGAUGCUUGUCUGCCUCUCAGCGCCAUGGCCAGCCCGAGAACUAGGAAAGUCCUGAAGGAAGUUCGCGUGCAGGACGAGAACAACGUGUGCUUUGAGUGUGGCGCCUUCAACCCCCAGUGGGUGAGUGUGACCUACGGCAUCUGGAUCUGCCUGGAGUGCUCGGGAAAGCACCGCGGGCUCGGGGUGCACCUCAGCUUUGUGCGCUCAGUCACCAUGGACAAAUGGAAGGACAUCGAGCUGGAGAAGAUGAAGGCAGGCGGCAAUGCCAAGUUCCAGGCCUUCCUGGAGUCGCAGGCGGACUACGAUCCCGGCUGGACGCUGCAGGACAAGUACAGCAGUAGGGCCGCUGCGCUCUUCCGCGACCAGGUGGCCACCCUGGCUGAAGGCAGGGAGUGGUCUCUGGAGUCAUCGCCUGCCCAGAAUUGGACCCCACCCCAGCCCAAGACACUGCCAUCCGCUUCCCACAGAGCCUCUGGCGUGCCACAGAGCUCCACCCCGUCCUCUGACAAGGCUUUUGAGGACUGGCUGAACGAGGACCUGGGUUCUUAUCAGGGGGCUCAGGAGAAUCGCUACGUGGGGUUUGGGAACACCGCGCCACCCCCCAAGCGUGAGGACGACUUCCUCAAUAGUGCCAUGUCGUCCCUGUACUCGGGCUGGAGCAGCUUCACCGCAGGAGCUGGCAGGUUUGCCUCGGCGGCCAAGGAGGGCGCGACGAAAUUUGGAACCCAAGCAAGCCAGAAGGCUUCGGAGUUGGGGCACAGCCUGAAUGAGAACGUCCUCAAGCCGGCCCAGGAGAAGGUGCAGGGGGUCGGCAGCCGGGGGUGGCGGGACGUUACCACCUUCUUCUCCGGGAGGGCCGAGGACUCCUCUGACAGACCCCCGGAGGGCCAGAGCUACCAGAACAGCGGCCUGGACCAGAGCUUCUGGGAGACCUUCGGCGGGGCCGAGCCCCCCAGGGCCCGCAGGUCCCCGAGCAGCGACAGCUGGACCCGCGCAGACACCACGGCGGAGAAGCAGGGCUCGGGCAGCUGGGACGCGUGGGGCUCGGGCUCUGUGUGCAGCAGCAGGAACAGCGAGCUGGGCGAGGGCGGCGGGGGAGCCUGGGGGGCUGGCGGGGAGGGCAGGGCCACAGCCGCCAAGAAGGCCGCACCGCCGCCCUCGCUGGCCGACGAGGGCUGGGACAACCAGGACUGGUAGCCGGGCCUCACCCUCUCCACGCGCGCCGGCCCGGGCGGGAAGGGGUGGUGCCGGGUGGCCUGGGCUGGUAUGCGGGCAGCUCGCCCCUGGGGCUGUGCCCACGCGGAGACUGGGCAGUGGCCUGGUGGCCACGGGAGCAGACUGCCGCCUGGACCCGCUCCAGCUGCACCCUAAUAAACCCUGCCUGGUGGCCUCUGGCCGUGACACUGACUCCGCUUGCCUGGGGGUGGAUGUCUGGUCUGGUCUCCGGGGCUCUGGAGGUGGGGGCCCCAAAGGCACUGCCCGGCAUGCAGGGGAACAGACCAACCCCGGCUCCCCUGGGUGCACAGCCAACCCUGCCCUAGGAGCCUCUCUCAUGGGUGCCCCUCCCCAGUGUCCUCGGGGGAACGUGCAGCUCAUGGCCGCCCACUUGUCCUGGGCAGGAGGCCCUGCAGGAGUCAGCCCCUGAGCGGGCCCUGCAGGGGGACGGGACCUCUAGGAGGUGGCGCAAGAGCAGGAACCUCGUGGGAG